Molecule: messenger RNA, 2607 nt
Organism: Phyllotreta striolata
Lineage: Eukaryota; Metazoa; Arthropoda; Insecta; Coleoptera; Chrysomelidae
Source: the annotation of a GenBank genome assembly
GUGUAAAGUUAGAAACGAUAGGAUUAGAAAAGAUAAAAGAUAAGGAUUUUAACAAACAUAUAUUUUUAUAAGAAAAAAACAAUGUUAUUCAUUUUAACAAUGAUCACAAAAUGACUCUAAUAACCCCUAGAUUUAAACACAUAGCAUUAUUUCUAGGUAUAUGUCUAAUAGUAUUACUAAUUUUAUUAAACUGGUUACACCAAGUGGAAGUACAUAAUUUAGAUAAUGAUAAAGCAAUUCGAAGCUUUCCUGAAGAUGUGAAACACGCUACACACUUGUUAGAUGAUGCAUUUCAAAAGAUUGAAGCAUUGGAAGAAAAAAUUAUAUCGUUAGAAGAAAGGGUGCCCAAAACUUAUCCAGAAGUAAAUUUCCUAAAUUAUCUUCAAAGAAAAAGAAUAUUGAUUACUGGCGGUGCCGGUUUCGUGGGAUCUCAUUUAGUGGAUAAAUUAAUGCUUCAAGGCCAUGAAGUUAUUGUUGUUGACAACUUUUACACUGGCAGAAAGCUCAACGUGGAACAAUGGCUGGGACAUGAAAAUUUUGAACUCAUCCACCAUGAUAUCGUUAAUCCCUUAUACAUUGAAGUAGAUGAAAUUUAUCAUUUAGCUAGCCCUGCGAGUCCCCCACACUACAUGCAUAACCCCGUUAAAACCAUUAAAACAAAUACUUUGGGUACUAUUAAUGUAUUAGGUCUCGCAAGAAGACUUAAUGCUAAGGUACUAAUAGCUAGUACUUCGGAAGUUUAUGGAGAUCCAGAUAUUCACCCUCAACCUGAGACUUAUUGGGGUCAUGUUAAUCCUAUAGGUCCAAGGGCGUGCUAUGAUGAAGGUAAAAGAGUUUCCGAGUCUUUAACUUAUGCAUACGCUAAACAAGAAAACAUGCAAGUAAGAGUAGCUAGAAUUUUCAAUACCUAUGGACCCAGGAUGCACAUGAACGAUGGAAGAGUUGUCUCCAAUUUUAUUUUGCAGGCGUUACAAGAAGAUGUAAUAAGUGUUUAUGGCUCAGGGGAUCAGACGAGGUCGUUUCAGUACAUUUCUGACUUGGUAGAGGGUUUGGUCACUCUAAUGAAUUGUAAUUACUCUCAACCCGUCAAUUUGGGCAAUCCCAUAGAGCAUACAAUAAACGAAUUUGCAACAAUUAUAAAAACAUUGGUUGGAGGUAACAGCAAAAUAAUUCACGUUAGUGAAGUGGAGGACGAUCCGCAGAGAAGAAAACCCGAUAUCUCGCGGGCUAAGAAGUAUUUAAAUUGGGAACCAAAGGUUGACCUUAAUGAGGGUCUCAAAAAGACUGUUGAAUAUUUUAGGCAGGAAUUAAAGAAAUUGAAAUACACUUCUAGGCGCAAUCUUCAUCCCUAACAGAAAUUAAAUGUAAGGUACAUUUAUGUUUGUGGUCUUUCGAAGGUUCUAAAGUAUUCGGCCUUUUCUUAAAGGCCACAAUGGUAAAUUUACUAUUAGAAUUACAGUAUAUGUGUGAUGUUUUUAUUACUGUUUUGUAAAUUAUUUUGUUGAAUAUAUGUGUAAUUUUUCCAUAAGGUUAUGUAUAAUUGGAAAUGUAGAUAGACUAUACUGCAUACAACAAAAUAUAAUAGAAAAAAAAAUCACUACAUAUAUGUUGAAUAGUAUAAAAGGAGAUAAUUAUUAUCAUUUGAUUAUUUAAAGUACUUGAACUAUUUUUUAUCAAAAUGUAAAGGAAAUGGGUACAUAUUUGAACUGGAAACAAAGACAAAGGUAAUCAAGGGAAGAAUUAAAUAUUUUUAUUAAAAUUACUUUUCCUAAAUAAAAUUUACAUUAUUUCACUUUGUUAUAUAAGAACCAAUAUAUGCCAUACAUAAAACUAGGAGGACUUUUAAUGUAAUUCUGGCAUACAUACUUUUUUACUUCCUCCACACUCAUUUCAACUACAUCAAUUAUCUCGUCCUCUACUCCACCUCCUGCAGAGACUUUCAUAUCGUCAGUAACUUCACAAUAAUAAGCUGUUUGAAGGCUAGCGGAUGUUCCAACGCCUGAGCGGUAGGAAUUAAUUUUUUCAAAUUUGGAUAUAGGUACAUCGUAGCCGCAUUCUUCUAGGACUUCUUCCUUUGCGAUUUCAGUAAUUGAUUUAUCUUUGUCUACUAUUCCAGCACAUAAUUCAAUAGUAACGCCGAUUUUCGCUGGAUAUUUUGUAGUGUCAACUUCCUCACCCAUUUUCCUAUCAUGUUCUGGAAUGGCUCCAAAAUAUACAGCAGGCCGAAACUGUUUAACGAGUACUAACACUUUCCUUGUUACGUUGUAAAUAAUUAUGGCUACACUGUCAUGCACUGUUAGUAAAUCCCAGGUUCUUUUUGUACCGUUUUGUACAAAAUGCAUCGUGUGAGGUUUUAAAUAAAUAGACUUUUCUAAGGGUUUAACCACCACGUUACAUAUGUUUUCCAUUAUUAAUGAUUGACUACCGAAUUUUCUGAUGUGGGCUAAAACUUUAUACGAAUAUAAGUAUAGCACUGGAUUAAAGCAUUUCAAUUUAAAACUAAAAUAAAUAGAGUAAAAAUCUGCUUAUCAAAUGUAAACGUAUUAAUCUUUGCAAUUUUAUUUUCUGUAUUUUUUUAAUUUGAAGUUUUAAUACCUGUCAAUGUCA